Messenger RNA from Drosophila persimilis, 4367 nucleotides. RefSeq lists its product as uncharacterized. Bases 100 to 4026 code for a protein of 1308 amino acids. Lineage: Eukaryota; Metazoa; Arthropoda; Insecta; Diptera; Drosophilidae. The transcript is spliced from 12 exons. The record is from RefSeq and is a predicted model, not a curated record.
AAAGCACAACAAUUUGAUAUAUGAAACAAGCAUUCUCAUUUCGGAUCUCGCAAUGGACGCAGCAAUACUUGAGUGAACGGAGGCGAUCGGUCAACAAGCAUGCCCAUGUCCCUGCAGGCCGCUGCAGCCCCGGCCCCAACGCCGGCUCCAGCUGUCAGUACCUCGGCAGGCAACCAACUGAUGCGCCCCCAAACGCUGGCUGGUCCCGAGCGUGAGCCCAUCGAGUUCAAUAUCAAUCUGGUGGGCGCCCCGCCUGAGGUAGAGCAGCUGGUGCAGCAGAUCAAGAGCGUGGCCGAGCAAUUCCUAUAUCAUUGGAAGAGUUUUCCCAUCGUUCUGCCGCAAGCAUUGGCCAGCAGUGGCCUGAAUCUGACGGCCAGUAAUGCGACGAACAGUGUCAGCAGUCGCAAAGCGCGUCCCAUUAAUCUGCGUGACCUAUUUAUAGCGCCUCCCUUCGACGAGCUAGAUGCAGUGGCCUCCGAUGGUAGCGGCGAGCCGCGCCGCCUGACGAACGCCCAAUUGAAAACGCUCCGUGAAACUGGCUUGCAAAAGGAUAAAUAUGGAAAGCCGAAGAAAUUAACUUUGGAACAAUUGGAAACAAUACGUAAAAAUGGCGAAUUCGAUGUGCCGAGCCUGCAUUUUCCGGGUCAGGUGCACAAAUGGCGUCUGUCGCAGCUGCUGCAGAAGGGCCGCCUGCGUGCCCAUGACUCCUUUCUGAGUGAUCUGGCCCUGGCGGCCCGCUUUGUGGUGGUCACUGCUCGGUCGCGUAUCUUCUCGCAUUUCUUUUCGGUUGUGCAUGCAGUGCAUGGCUUGAUCGGGGCAUUCACCAAGCUGGCGGAUAUGUUUAUUGGCGUGCCCGCGUUGCUGGCCCACAAUUUGGACUACAAGAUCAAGGAGGAGAGGUGUCGUUUCCUCAUCGCGGAGUUGGUUUGUCGACCCGAGUUCGAGGACUGUCUGGAUGGCCUCUGCUCGUAUGUUCGUAAAAUGCUGCGUCGUGCCACCAUGGAAAAGUUCGAUUUCAAUAGCUGUGAGGUCAGCCAGCCCGUGCCCUAUUUGUUCCUCACCCCCAAGGGACAGGAAAUCGAUUUGCGUCUGUUCUGUCGGGACAUCAUGCGCAAGGCUUUGCCCAUCCUGAUUGGCAUUUUGGAGAGGGAGACGCGUGGCUGGUUUUUGCAUUUCCGCGAGCGUCUGAUUGCCGAGCUGCGAGCCAAAAAGCUCAACGACAAGGAGAUCGAAGAGGAGGUCAACGAGGCCGUAAUGAAGGAGUACUUGCAGCGCGUGUACAGCUCCAUCGUGGGCAAUGCCAAGCUGGCAGAGCUGGGCACCGGAGUGCCCGAGUUGCUCGUACAGCAGGCCCAGUCUGUGGUGAUCAUGUACAAGGCGGUGGACAAGGUGCAGCAGGAUAUUAAGCGCACUCGCGAGGACCACCAGAAGUGUCUGGCCAACGAUCACUCCGUUUUGUCGCGCGUGACGCCCUGGCUGCGCUCCAAACUGCGCAACGCCGAGGAGAACCGACUGUACAAGUGCGCCUGGUCGGCCCACGAGGAGGCGCUGAAGAUGUGUGCCCAGCACCAGCUUCACCAGACGGCGUACUUCCUCUCCCGCGAUCUAGCCUUCAUGAAGGAACGUGAACCAGUGCUGCUCAAGGAGCUGAAAAACGCCAAGACGCCCACGCGCAGUUUUCAGUGGGCCUGUCGCAUUUGGUCACCGCAAUCGUGGAUCAUUCGCCGCAACUUUCAGGGCCAGUCGGAUGUGAUACCCACUGUCAUCAGCCAGCAUGCCACGUCCAUUGUAACUCCUCGCUCCGACCCCAGCCAGCCAGUGUUUCUCGUCGAAAAGGAGAUCAUUCGCACGACAAGCACGCGCUGGCCCUUCUGGCGCCUGUUGAACAUGUUGCAGCGCAUCUGGUGCUGGUCGUGGAAUAUGAUGUUCCUGCUCGGUAUACUCGUCCCCUGGUGCAGUCCUCUGGGACUGCGCGCCCUCUGCUAUGUGAAGCCCUUCAUGCCGGACCUGGAACUCUCGCAGAUCAAUGGCACGCUUUUUCCGCGCAAGACGAGCAUCACUCAGACCAUGGCGUCGCGUCUCAUCGAGCUCUGGCGGCACAUAUCAAAAUCACGUACGCAUUUCGAGACGGAACCAGAUACGGGGUUCAUUGGCAAGGGAUUGACGCGUAAUCUGAAUCGCACUUGGAACUACUUUGUGAAGGGUUUCCUGGGCACCAUUGUCAUUCUAUUCGCCUUUCCAUUGAUCUGUCUGGCCGCCAGUUUGCUGAGCAUUGGCCUGGCCCUCACUGCCCCGCUGUGGAUACCCGUAUUUGUGCUCCUGCUGCACAUUUACAUGAUACUCAUCUAUGAUCUGGAUGCGCCGGAUAAUACGAAAAAUCGUUAUUGCAUUUUACUGGAGGCCAUAGUUUGGAAUCUUCUGAUACAGGGCUUGCUGCAACCACUGGCGGCGAUUCUGGUGGCUACACUGAUCUGUCCCCUUGCAGCGGGGAUUGUCUUUAUAGUUGGCGUCAUUCGGUAUACUCUUCGGCUUGUCUGGGACUCUCUCACCUAUCAUCUGUUCAUCAAGAAGUGCGGCCGAGUGCCUGCCUCCGAUAGCAUUGCAGUGAAACGGAUUGCUGGACCCGGUCUGGCCCUGGACUACUACUUUAUAAUCAGACCAGAGCAGGCCCUGGCCGCGCUAGAGGCUAAAAUGGAACUGGACGAACUGCAGGCGUAUCAACAUGCCACCGAACGGGUUGUACUGCAGCCGCAGCAGGAUUUCCUGCAGUUUGUUGAGGCCUGCUUUGGGCCCUUCUCGGCGCAAAUCAGCAAAAUCGGUCCGUAUUUGUCGCUGGAUCGAGAGGCGCAGGAUUUAAUGAGCACGCUGCACGAGAAGCUGGAGAAACGGCGACGAGAGCUGCAAACGGCCUUAACCACUCAGGUCAAGUCGCGCAUUAAGUUGAAUACCAAAGAAUUGAAGAUUGCAAUACAGUUGGCCGCCCAUAUACUAGAGAAGUAUUAUCCGUCUCAUGUCAUCGGCAGACUGUCGAUUAGCGAAGAAGAAUUCUGGGAUAACAAGGGUCUCACGGUUAAUGACUGGCCGGGUUUGGCUGGUCUCAUAUAUACCGACAUAUUUAGUUUAGAUUUCCUAACGCCACUGACUGAACAUGAUACCCAUUUUAAGCUAGAACCACAUGCCUCGCUCGAUUUGAUGCGCUACACGGAGAUGGUGAAGAAUGCCAACGAUGUGAUCGGCUCCAAGGGGCUGGACCUGCUGGGCAAUGUGUAUGCCCCGCGUGGCAAUGUGCAGGUACAUCUGCCCUUCCUUGAGGUGACCGCUUUUAAUCCGCGCUCCCGCAUAACGCUAACCUUUCGCAAGCCCGAGAAGCGGGACAUGUCUGUGGGUCUGACCACGCCGCGGGUACGCGCCCAUCGAGCCCAGCAUGUACCGAAAACAGGGCAGGAUGGCCAGAAACCUUGGCGGCCAUGGAAGCAGCAGUGCGGGGACAAGAGUGUGACCGAAAAUCUGCUCAUACCGCUGCCAGUUCCGCACCCCGUGCACAUUGCCAUUGCCAUUUUCAAUCGGGACACGGAACAGCCCAUUCCCCUGGACUCUGAGCUGGUCUGGGAGAUACUCAAAUCAAUUGAGGAUUGCCAAGGCGGUGAUGCAAUGGCUGUCCAGGCUGUGGCGCGUUAUCGUGGAGCGGUGAUCGAAUCCAGCAUUGAUUCACUGGCCAGCAGCAGCAGCAUUGGCAGCACAAGGGACUCUGGCUCCGGUUCUGUCUCUGGCUCCGCCUUGGGCAAUGGCACAGAAACUCUGCCCUGCGGCAAUCGUGAGGUGUGUACGCAGGUGAAAGUAGAUGCAGAGCCACCAUCGGGCUCCUCUGGCUUCCAUUGGACCCUAAGCAAUUGGGGCGCAGCGCAGACCGCCCGUCGUCGUACCAACUCAAAUGUGCGCGUAGAUCUGGCCAGUCCCGAGGAUAUAUCCCUGGACACGGACAGUUCGCGGGCCGUUUUUAACAAUGCCUAUGGCACAACUGUCUAACAGGGCCUCCCUCUCUCUCUGGUUCGGGGGCACACAAGUAUAUAUUUAACCCAUAUAUACCUAUAGAGAUAUGCGUGGCUGCUCGCUUUUAAAAGAUGAUAUGCAUAAUCCUGUUUUUAUCUCGAAUAUCGUUUUAAGAGUUGGCUUUUAUGUCCCUGUAUCCUUCAAGAAAUCGCUUUCAAAGUUUGCCAAACUGUCCAAGCUUCUUUGUAGGUCCAGAUCCGCAGGACAUUCACUCCCUAUUUCAUUGUAGAACCACCCCAAGCAGCCGCGCUAGUUAACGUGUAAUAUGAACAAAUUUAUCCCAUAUAUCUAUAUUUACAUAUGCGUAUAUGCUAUAC